AUGCCUGGCCCCGUGGACACCGCAAAGUCCAUCAACAAGCGGAAGAGAAAGCACGGCUCCAAGUCUGAGAGCGAUGUCGCCAAGCCCGUGGAAACCAAGUCGAGCCCUUCUGUGACACCGAAAAAGAGUUCCUCCAAGGCUCCCAAGGCUUCAGCCGAGAAGUCUACCAAGAAGCGCAAGGUCAGCCCUUCACCGAGCCCGGAGCAAGAGAGCGCCGACGAGGCCGAGGAGGUGAACGCAGAAGACAAUGCGGAGGGGGACAGUGAUGCUGAAGAUGUUGAUGCCGCCAAUGGUGCGGAUCUUCCCACAAUGGAUGAUGUCCGUCUGCCACAGACUGAGGGCGAGCUGCAAAAGUUCACCGAGCUCAACCUUUCCGAAAAGACGAUGAAGGGUAUCGAAGACAUGGGUUUCACUACCAUGACCGAAAUUCAACAGCGCACCAUUCCUGCUCUGCUUGCUGGACGUGAUGUGCUUGGUGCUGCCAAGACUGGAUCUGGAAAGACUCUGUCUUUCUUGAUUCCCGCAAUUGAGAUGCUGCAGGCUCUGCGCUUCAAGCCUAGAAACGGUACUGGUGUUCUUGUCGUGUCCCCUACCCGCGAACUGGCUUUACAGAUCUUCGGUGUCGCCCGUGAACUCAUGACCCACCACUCCCAGACAUACGGCAUUGUUAUCGGAGGUGCCAACCGCCGCGCUGAGGCCGAGAAGUUGAUGAAGGGUGUUAACCUGCUCAUCGCCACUCCUGGUCGUCUGUUGGAUCACCUGCAGAACACUCAGGGAUUUAUCUUCAAGAACCUGAAGACAUUGAUUAUCGACGAAGCCGAUCGUAUUCUCGAAGUUGGAUUCGAAGAUGAGAUGCGCCAGAUUGUCAAGAUUCUGCCCGCCGAAGAACGUCAAACUAUGCUUUUCUCCGCCACACAGACCACCAAGGUCGAGGAUUUGGCCCGGAUAUCCUUGCGUCCCGGUCCCCUGUACAUUAACGUUGACCACCGGAAGGAGCACAGCACAGUAGCGGGCCUUGAACAAGGCUACGUACUGUGUGAGGCUGACAAGCGUUUCCUGCUCUUGUUCUCGUUCUUGAAGCGUAAUCUCAAGAAGAAGAUUAUUGUUUUCUUCUCGAGCUGCAACUGCGUUAAGUACCACGCCGAGCUAUUGAACUACAUUGAUCUCCCCGUUCUGGAGCUGCACGGAAAGCAGAAGCAACAGAAGCGCACCAACACUUUCUUUGAGUUCUGUAACGCGAAGCAAGGUACCCUGAUCUGUACCGAUGUUGCUGCCCGUGGAUUGGAUAUCCCCGCUGUCGACUGGAUCAUCCAGUUCGAUCCUCCUGAUGAUCCUCGUGACUACAUUCACCGUGUCGGACGUACUGCCCGUGGUGCUGAAGGCAAAGGUCGCAGUCUGAUGUUCCUCCAGCCCUCCGAGGUCGGUUUCUUGAAGCACCUUAAGGAAGCGCGUGUGCCGGUCGUGGAGUUCGAGUUCCCGGCCUCCAAGAUUGUCAACGUGCAGUCUCAACUAGAGAAGCUCAUUGGCCAGAACUACUAUCUCAAUAAGUCUGCCAAGGAUGGUUACCGAUCCUACCUCCAGGCCUACGCCUCGCACUCUCUCCGUACCGUCUUCGACGUGAACAAGCUCGACCUCGUCAAGGUUGCCAAGGGUUUCGGUUUCACCGCACCACCCCGCAUUGAUAUCCAACUGGGCGCCAGCCUGAGCCGUGAUAAGAAGCAGGAGCAGCAAGGACGCCGCACAUACGGCAGUCAGCCCAAGAACGGCGCUGGUCUGAAGUUCAAGCGGAAGCACAGUGACUGA
Molecule: messenger RNA, 1803 nt
Organism: Penicillium soppii
Lineage: Eukaryota; Fungi; Ascomycota; Eurotiomycetes; Eurotiales; Aspergillaceae
Gene: has1
Product: ATP-dependent RNA helicase HAS1
Exons: 3
Coding region: 1-1803 (600 amino acids)
Biological process (GO): maturation of LSU-rRNA from tricistronic rRNA transcript (SSU-rRNA, 5.8S rRNA, LSU-rRNA)
Cellular component (GO): nucleolus
Molecular function (GO): RNA helicase activity; nucleic acid binding; ATP binding
Source: RefSeq, a predicted model, not a curated record